Molecule: messenger RNA, 1065 nt
Organism: Malassezia restricta
Lineage: Eukaryota; Fungi; Basidiomycota; Malasseziomycetes; Malasseziales; Malasseziaceae
Product: urease accessory protein
Exons: 1
Coding region: 1-1065 (354 amino acids)
Molecular function (GO): nickel cation binding
Source: RefSeq, a predicted model, not a curated record
AUGUCGCAAGCCCAUUACGCCGAGGGCAGGGCUGUUUUGCGGCGAGAUGUGCCGUUAGAAGAGCUAGGAGCUCCGCAAUUUUCGCAUCUAGAAUUUACCUUCCCGCUCAGGCUUUUAGCACCGAGAGGCGCCUCUGAAGAUGCUACCGUGAAUGCUGCUAAGCACGAUACCACAUCUCCCGUGAAAAAGUGUGUUGGUAUUUUGUUCAUGGUCAGCUUUGGCGGUGGGCUCGUAAGUGGUGACUUUGUUCGUCUGAAUGUAGAUGUGGGAGAAUAUACACGACUGCUCAUGUUGACUCAGGGCAGCACGAAAGUGUAUAAAGAGCGGCGCGGAGGAGAUUUGCCGCAACAAGUGCUGCAUGUUAGCGGCCCCAAGGAAGUGUCGCGGCAGUGCAUACAUUAUACCGUGCGCGAAAAUGCCACACUGGUACUUCUUCCGGCGCCUGUUACGUGUUUUGCACGGUCACGAUAUGCUCAGGUCCAGCGAUUUGACUUGAUGAGCAGUGCGACCUCUUCCCUUGUCCUGCUGGAUUGGUUUACGUCAGGGCGUCUGGCUGUUGACCAUGAACGCGUCCCAGAGUUCUGGCACUUUUACUUAUACCACAGCCGUAAUGAAGUGAGCAUCGAUGGACAUGUCAUUGCGCGCGACCGACAGCACCUAGCACAGGAGCUGCCGGAGACGUUGAGUGAAACGACAGACUUGGCCCGGCGGUGUGAGCCCUAUACGUGUUUUGCCAACGUCCUUCUCUACGGGCCAGAGUGUACCGCACUGUGUGCGGCCCUCACUAAAGAGUACAGUCAAAUACAACAGCCACAGCCAUUUUUGCGAUCGAGCGGAUCUCGUGGCCAAGUAACGCCGCCCGAUGUGGUAUGGAGUCUGAGUCCGCUCUGCUCCGGAGCGCCUGUCCCUGGAUGUGACUACAGGGCAGACACGUUUUCUGACAAGGGCCUGGUAGUGCGGAUCGCGGGCACCAAGACAGACAUAGUGCGUGUCUGGUUGUACGAGCAUUUGCAACUGGUGCGGCACAUGAUUGGGGCGGAUAUGUAUCGAGUGGCAUUGGGUUGA